AUGCCCAUCACUCUCACCACGGCCUCACACUCGCCUCGUAAGUGGCAAGGCCGGCGUGUCUCCACCUCUGAGGAGUUGCUCACUCGCUCAUGUCCGGACGAUCAGCGCCAAAGCCAAAGGCUUAUCAGGAGCUCAUUCCCUCGGAGGUUCUUUCGCGACAAUAAUGUCUCCGCUUCUAAACACGGUUUUGUCUGGGCCGUUUUCGACGCCUACAGCAAUCAUCACAACUUGACAAUCCGACCGGAAGACGUGUGGUUCUCGAUUCUGACGCAGCUUAGCUUCUUCAUCAAUGCACAUGCCGAGGAACUUCGAUCCUUUUUUGUCUCACAUGAAGGCCAGAAAGAGCUUGAGGUAAUUCAAAAUGCAACCAUGGAGGAUGCCGACUUCGGCGCAAUGGCCUUAGAGAUGACCAGGCUGAUCGAAAAGAACGUUGUGGAUGAGGAGCUGCGAGCUUGGAUUAUGCCGACCUUCACCACUACAACCGAAUCCGAUAACGUGGUUGCCGCGAUCUUGAUGAUGGGCACCAUGCAGAGCUAUUUCUCCUACAAGAUGACACUUACAUGUGGAAUUCCCUGUGUCACUUUGUUAGGAGAGAAAGAUGACUGGAACCAGCUCGUGAACAAGCUGGACAAGCUGCAUCAACUAGGGGACCAACCGGCACGAUUCGCCCAGCUCCUUCGACCGGUCCUGAAUCAUUUUGUUGCCUCUUUUGAAAAUCCAACCUCGCCCACUGUGUUGGACUUCUGGAACAGAUGUGCCCAUAAGGAAAAUAUGGGCAGCGGGCCGGACUACCUCUGCGGUUGGAUCUCAGUUUUCUGUUUUUGGGAUGAGGGGGGGGGGCUUCUUCAUCGAGAGCCAAUUCAAAAUGCCUCCUCGCCCGAGUUUCAAGCCCGAAACUCGAAACUGGGGUUGGAAGAUGCUUUGUCUCGCCGCAUUGACACGGACGAUGUUCCCUCUGGCUUUGCCUCCGUGCCUGUUACCGUUGAGGAUACUCGGAAUAAUAAGACGUAUAAGACUGUUAUGUUAGCUGGACUUGUUGGCAUCCAAGCUACAUCAAGCGGGGAUAUCACUAUUGCUCCUCCAACUGAAGCGCCUGGACUUGAUUCUAUUCAGCCCCUAUCUGGAUGGUGGAUGUAUGAAAAACGGUCCGCGGUCGAAGCGAAAAUAAGACAAUACUGGAACGGGUGGUUGGAUCCAUUAUCUGGAAAGUGAAAGUCUUCAUCUGCUAUUGACCCAGGAUUGGAGCUGGGUCUAAUUGCCAGUGCCGAGGAACUGAAAGUAUUCCAACUCGGCUGAAGUAAGAAAUACACAACUAUGAAAUUCUCAGGUGAUGCAGAUUGUUUAUUUUUUAAUCAAAGAGAAAGAAUGCCAUAUGAG
Messenger RNA from Aspergillus steynii IBT 23096, 1377 nucleotides. Its product is annotated as DUF4419 domain-containing protein. Bases 1 to 1212 code for a protein of 403 amino acids. NCBI's taxonomy places the organism in Eukaryota, Fungi, Ascomycota, Eurotiomycetes, Eurotiales, Aspergillaceae. The transcript has 2 exons. The record is from RefSeq and is a predicted model, not a curated record.